AAAGUUCAUCCUUACAUUUGCUUCAGCGUUUCUUUUCUUGCGUCGUUUUUCAAGUUUUUUAUAUUUCGAGCAGCAAUUGCCAGACUUAUUAAGAUGGCAAACAACUGGACAACCGUAUUUCAACCUUGUUGGCUGCAAGAUCCGGAGCUCGAAGCUUGGAUUAGGCGGGUCGAAAAUAAGCCAAAAAGCGCUUAUUGUGCAUGGUGCUGUACGGAGUUCUCCCUAAGCAACAUGGGCAAGCAAGCUUUGAGGAGCCACAUGAAAUCUAAAAAACAUUUGAGCCGGACUGCAUCUGGUGCAAAUUCGUUGAUAAAUUAUAUCAAAUUACCUGCAGUACCUCCCGGACAAAGUACACCAGAAGCUGAAAACUUACGAAGCCCGAUAGAGCCUUCCGUGCAGAAUACAGGACGUACAAAAGACCAACCAUCAGCUGGGCGUGGACAACUAAACCAAUUUGUGCUAAGGAAUGGCGUCACUGAAGCCGAAAUUCGAUGGUGUAUCCAAACAGUGAUGAAUCACAAAUCACUACGAGCCGCCGAAAAGGAUGUUGCGGUGCUAAAACGAAUGUUCAACGACAGCGAAAUCGCAAGUAAGCUACAACUAAAAAAGGACAAGAUUGCGUACAUGAUUAUGUACGGAAUUGCGCCGUAUUUCAAAGUCGAGCUUGUUGAUCAAAUCAACGAAUGUGAUUUUUUUGUGGCCGGGUUCGACGAGUCCUUGAACAAGGUCACUAAGAAACAACAGAUGGACAUUAACAUUCGAUAUUGGGACAAGCUGUCAAACUCCGUUAUAACUCGAUACUUGACGUCUCAAUUUCUUACCCGCUCUCGUGCCACUGAUUUGCUGGAAGCAUUUCAAGAUGGUUUGAAAAUGUUAAAUUUGAAGAAAUUGGUGCAGGUAUCCAUGGAUGGCCCGAAUGUAAAUUGGGCUUUUCUGCGGGAAUUGAAAUUAGAGCUUAAAGAAGAUACAAAGCUACUGGAUUUGGGCAGUUGUGGAUUGCACAUUAUGCAUGGCGCAUUCAAGGACGGAAUUCAGGCUACAGGCUGGCCUGUUGUUGCAUUUCUACGUGCUUUACAUAAUUUGUUUAAAAAUGUUCCUGCUCGACGGGCAUUGUACGUUCAGUAUUCAGAAAGUGAUGUAUUCCCUUUGAAAUUUUGUGGGCAUAGAUGGUUGGAAAAUUCCGACGUCGCAGAAAGGGCGAUCGACACCAUUGGAAAUAUUCGGAAAUUUGUGGACGGAGUGAAGAAAGAUAAGAUAGAGCCCAAAUGCAAAUCAUACAGUGAUAUUGUGAAUUUUUUGAACGAUCCUCUGAUUUGUGUCAAGCUGACAUUUUUUCGAGCAGUUGCAUCCGAAAUUGAACCUCUUCUUAGAGAACUUCAGUCAGAUGAACCAAUGGUUCCGUUCUUGUAUCCUGAAAUCUGCCAGCUAGUGAUUGCUCUCUGCGAAAAAUUCAUUAAACCAGAGAAAUUGGAAAAGAUCGUUAACCUGACCCUAGAAGAUGUCAAAGACAUAGGAAAUCAUCUGCCGGCUAAAAGCAUAAUCCUGGGUUUUGACACUAAGAAAGCAUUGCGGGAUACAAAAGUCAAGGAAUUGGAGUUAAUUAGCUUUCGUAAUGAAUGCAAAAAUUGUUUGAAAACAAUCGUUGCUAAAUUAUUAACCAGAUCACCAAUCACUUAUCCUCUGACAAAGGCAGCUAGUUGCUUAGAUCCUAGCUUGAUCGUGUCCAACAUCAGUGUUGCAAAACGUAGAAUGGAAAAACUUCUCACCAUUCUGAUCGACUGUGGUAGAAUCAGCGGACGGAAGGGUGAUUUGGCUGCCAGUCAGUAUCGCGUUGUCAUCUCGCAGGUGGUGUAUAUUGAUCUGUUCAAAGGAUACAGUCGGAAGGUGAGUCGAUUGGAUAGUUUCUGGCGAGAUACAUUGGGAGACAAAUACGGUGAUUUGCUUUAUGUCAUAAAAAUCAUCUGCUGCUUGUCACAUGGUAACGCGAAUGUUGAAAGAGGUUUUUCUGUGAACGCAGAGUGUUUGUUUGAGAAUAUGAAGGAGGAAUCUGUUGUGGCCCGACGACAAGUAUAUGAUGCGGUAGCACAAAGAGGCGCUGUUGGUGAAUUUGAAGUUAGUAAAUCGCUUUUGCUUCGAGUCCGUAACGCCCACUCUUUGUACAUCGAGGAUCUAAAUCAGAAGAAAAAGGAAGCUACAGGGAUUGCGACAGAGGCCGCUUUGAAAAGGAAACAUGCCGCUGAAGCACGUGAACUGGAGCUGAAGAGGAAGAAACUGUUGAAAGAAGCGCAGAUUGAAGCGGAUGCUCUCACUGAACAAAUUAAUUUGUUGAAAAAGUGAUGAAUGUGCAGAGAAUUCACUGACUUUUUUAUACUAUGAACUAAUAAAAUAGCGUAAAGUACAUCUAUUUUAGUUAUUAAUCAAAAAUGAGGAAAGAUUGGGUAAC
Molecule: messenger RNA, 2443 nt
Organism: Armigeres subalbatus
Lineage: Eukaryota; Metazoa; Arthropoda; Insecta; Diptera; Culicidae
Exons: 2
Coding region: 94-2337 (747 amino acids)
Molecular function (GO): ATP binding; hydrolase activity
Source: RefSeq, a predicted model, not a curated record